This is a messenger RNA of Oppia nitens, 2584 nucleotides long. RefSeq names its product protein O-mannosyl-transferase 2-like (gene twisted). NCBI's taxonomy places the organism in Eukaryota, Metazoa, Arthropoda, Arachnida, Sarcoptiformes, Oppiidae. The transcript is spliced from 6 exons. Gene Ontology annotation, molecular function: dolichyl-phosphate-mannose-protein mannosyltransferase activity. The coding region runs from base 291 to 2504 and encodes 737 amino acids. Gene Ontology annotation, cellular component: endoplasmic reticulum; membrane. The record is from RefSeq and is a predicted model, not a curated record. Gene Ontology annotation, biological process: protein O-linked glycosylation via mannose.
AAAGUCAAACUCAGUUUAUAUAUUUGAAAAUUCAUUGAUUGCUUGGGAAACAAGUUUUUCAAGUUUUCCUCUCUCUCUCUCAUCAAGUCUUCAGAAACAACAAAUACUUUGAUGGCGUGAACUGAGAGGUCAUCCUCUGAAUGGGAGAGAGAGAAACCUGUUUGGCUGAUACACACAACACCAACACCAACAACAACAAUAAAAAACAUAACAUCACUGCCAGCCGGUCGUCGUCAUCGACAACGGAAUUGAUUGACAAUUGAUUUGAAAAUAAUGACAACUAUAUAGCAAUGCCGACAACAGAAAGUAAAACAGCAAAUAGAGUGAAGAAUUCAAAGACGAAAUCACAGACGACGUCGGACACCAAAAAGUUGUCCAAUGAUGACGACCGCCGUCUGAUUGAUGAAGACAUUGCUUGGUAUUUGGCAUUUGCGACGAUCACAGUACUGGCAUUUGGAACCAGACUCUGGAAGAUAUCGGAACCAAAUCAUGUCUGUUGGGAUGAAACCCAUUUCGGCAAAAUGGGCAGUUGGUAUAUAAACCAUACCUUCUUUUUCGAUGUACAUCCACCUCUUGGAAAGAUGUUAAUAGGUUUAGCCGGUCAUCUAACUGGUUAUAACGGGACGUUUGCCUUCAACAAACCGGGCGACAAAUAUGAAGAUCACCCGUACGUCGGAAUGAGACUGUUUUGUGUUACAUUGGGUACACUUAUAAUACCCCAGUGUUUCAUAAUAGUCUGGCAACUGUCCCGAUCGUUGACCGCAUCGACAAUGGCCUCGCUAUUCAUAAUUUUCGACAUUGGAAUGAUAACACUAUCGCAAUACAUACUUUUGGAUCCGAUUCUGAUAUUUUUCAUCAUUAGUUCAGUAUUUGGUAGCGUUAUGUUUAUCACACAAAAUGAUAAACCAUUUUCAAAGAAAUGGUGGUUCUGGUUAUGUUGGACGGGUCUAUUUCUUGCCUGUUCAAUAAGCGUUAAAUUUGUUGGUCUUUUUGUUGUCGUAUUGAUUGGUUUACAAACUAUUGCCGAUUUGUGGCAAAUAUACGGCAAUCUCUCGAAUCCCUUAACUCUAAUUGUAAAACAUUUGUUGGCUCGAGUUCUGUGUCUGAUUAUAAUACCUAUUAUCCUAUAUAUGACAUUCUUCUGGAUUCAUCUGAAAGUGUUAUACAAAUCUGGAAACGGCGACGGCUUCUUCAGUUCAGCCUUUCAGUCACAACUUGAAGGUAACUCCUUAUACAACGCAUCGAUGCCCCGAUAUAUCGCCUACGGAGCGAUCGUUACUUUAAAGAAUCAUCGGACUGGUGGUGGAUAUUUGCAUUCACAUUGGCACCUGUAUCCCGAAGGUAUCGGUGCUCGACAACAACAGGUGACUACCUAUUCGCAUAAAGAUGAAAAUAAUAAAUGGCGAAUCAACAAAUUCGACACAGAAGUGGAUCCAGAUGUCGGUGACAUUGAGUUUGUCAAAAAUGGUGAUCUAAUACGAUUAGAACAUUUGGUGACCACUCGCAAUCUGCACAGUCAUAAAGAGCCGGCACCGGUAACCAAAAAACACUUUCAGAUAACCUGUUACGGUGACAAUGGAACCGGUGAUGCCAACGAUGUGUUUCGCAUUGAGAUAGUGGGCGGUCGUGAGGGACAAAUAGUCGAAACGGUGACCAGUAAAGUAAAGGUUGUCCACUAUCUCAUGAACUGUGCUCUUCAUUCCCAUUCAAAACAAUUGCCAAAAUGGGGUUACGAACAGAUGGAGGUGUCGUGUACGCCGAACCUCUUGAAUGCCAACAUUAUCUGGAACUUUGAGGACAAUCAUUUUCCUCGUUUGCCGAAUGUUAGCUUUGAAGUGUAUGCGCCGUCGUUUUGGGAACGGUUUGUCGAAUCGCAUGCCGUUAUGUUUCAGGGAAACGCCGGUCUCAAACCCAAAGAAGGCGAAGUGACAUCUCGGCCGUGGCAGUGGCCAAUCAAUCUAAAAGGCCAAUUUUUUUCGGGCAAUGAAUAUCGUAUCUAUCUAUUGGGAAAUCCGAUUAUUUGGUGGUCAAACUUUCUAUUAUUGUUUGUCUACAGUGUUGUCCAGUUUACCGUUUGUGUUCGCCGCCAACGCGGCUGCCACGAAGCCGACGAUAUUGCUAAACAAAACACACGUCUGACUAAUGCUUCUGUUUGGCUAUUUAUCGGUUGGGCUCUGCACUACAUUCCCUUCUACUCCAUGGGUCGUGUCCUAUAUUUUCACCACUACUUUCCAGCCGCACUGUUCAGCUCAAUGUUAUCGGCUGUUAUAGUGGAUUACUUGUUCACAGUAUUACCUCAGCUAAUGAUACCGUCAUCAUUAUCAUCAUCACACAGCUUACUGGCCGCGAGUGUUCAUCAUUGGUUACACGGACUUCUUGUAUCGACAAUUGUCUACAGUUUUUAUUUGUUUUAUCCGUUGAGCUACGGUAUGUCAGGCACUCACUCGCAUGAAACCAAUAGCACAAUGUAUGGACUCAAAUGGUUAGACUCCUGGGAGUUCUGAGACUAUUAUCCGACAUAUAUUAUAUAAUGCAGUAUUUUUUUAUAUAUAUAUUGAGAUAUAAACACCUGUCCACUGACACA